AUGAUUUGUGCUUUAAAUGCAAGAUACACUCUUUCCAUUAUGUUUUUAGCCUAAGAGUAUUGUGGAAUUUAAUGGGAUUACUCAAGAAAGCCACCCUUAAAAAAGAAAACCAAUUUUUUAAUAUCCAAGAUUAAUGACAAAGAAAUUUAAUAUUUUAAAGAUGGUUCAAUAAUAAGAAUGUAUUUAUGAUAUCACCUAAAAUUUUGUUAGAGAUAGAAUUACAAACACAACAGAUUUCAAAGUAUUUAUUAAUUUUGAAUAAAUACAACAUUUUUAAUGGCAUGGAGCUUAUGGACUAAAUAAUUAAAGGACUGGGAAAUGGACAGCAACAUGGUAAGGAGAAUCUCUGUUGAAUGUUGGAGGGGAUUACUCAAAUGAUGGAAAAAAAUAAGGUUAAUGGUAGGAAAUAAUUUAGAACUAUUGUUGGUAAGCUCUUGAUAAUUAAGUGAUCUAGGUAUGUUAAAAUAUAUGAAAUUGGAGAAUAUAAAGAUGAUUUGAGAUAAGGACUUUGGAAAUUUAUACAAGGAGAUAGAACAAUGUAUGUUUAAGAUUAAUAAUUUUAGAGGUAUUGGAAAAUAUAAUGAAUUGGGAUUAAAAAAUGGUAAAUGGAAAGAGCUGAGCGAUAAAUAUUGUAGCCAAAAGCAAAUUACGUUUGUUGGUGAAUAUUUCAAUGGUAUCAAAAUUGGUCGAUGGGAUACUGUCUUUAAUGGAAACUAAAUGUAUAUUUUCAAAUUUGAAAAUUUUAGCGGAGGUGGAUCUUUUAAUGAGAAAGGUUAGAAGAUUGGUUUGUGGAUUGAGUUAAGUGAUGGAUAUUACGAAAGGUCUUAAGUAACCUAUUAAGGAGUGUAUAAUGGUAAUACUAAUAAAAAUGUUGGAAGGUGGGAAAUUAAAUAUGGAGGUGAAAAAUAAUUAAAAAUGUAAAUAAUAAUGUUUAAAAUUAUUUUAGUGGAGGUGGAUUAUAUGAUGCAAUAGGUUCGAUUAAGAUAGGUAGAUGGACAGAGUUACAUGAAGGAUUCGAUUAAGAUUCAUAAGUCACUAUUGUUGGAGAAUACACCAACGGAAAAAAAAAUGGAAGAUGGGAUAUUAUGUUUAAAAAGGAUGCUAGUUAAACAAUUUAAAUAAUGUAAGCAAAUAUGUGAAAUUUAUUAGCGGAGGUGGUUCUUAUGAUGAAGAAGGCUUAAAGGUUGGGAGUUGGAUAGAGAUUGGCGAUGGGUUGAGUCGCCAUUGUUUAGUGACUUAAGAAGGUGAAUAUAAAAAAGGGACAAAAAUUGGAAGAUGGUAUAUUAUGUUUAAAACAGAUAAAAAUGAAAAUUUUAUUUAAAUGUAAACAAAAAUGUGAAGAAAUGUUAGAGGAGGAGGUUCUUAUGAUGGAGAAGGUUUAAAGGUUGGAAGAUGGAUAGAAAUGGGCGAUGGGUUUGGUCGUGAUUCUUUAGUGACUUUAAAAGGUGAUUACUAAAAUGGGAUAAAAAUUGGAAGAUGGCUUAUAGAUUAUCAAUAUGAUAUGGAUUAUAAAAAUUAUCAGCAAAGAUGGGAGAUUUCUGAAUUAAGGAAUUAUGGCUAAUCUCUUUAAACAAUGUUAAUAUAUCUCAUUAUAAUAGUGGUGGAGGAGUAUACGAAUGUAAUGGUGUAAAGGUUGGUAGAUGGGUGGAAUUAAUUGACAAUUUUAAUGAUUAUUUUCAAGUAAUUUACUUAGGUGAUUACAAUAAUGGUUAGAAAAGAGGUAGAUGGGAUAUUAACUGGAAUAAAGGAGAAAGAAUGUAAAAUGAAAUUAUAUAAAAUUAUUAGUGGUGGUGGGUUGUAUGAUGACAAAGAAGGUAAUACUUUGGUUAAAAUUGGAAAGUGGGUGGAAUUGCAUGAAUAUUUUUCAGAAGGUGACUAAGUCAUUUAUGAAGGUGAUUAUGAUAUGAAGGGUAUAAAGGUAGGUAGAUGGGAUAUUAUAGUUUAAGAGGAUAGAUGGAGAAAAAAAUGUUAAAAAAUGUAAAUUAAAUAUAUGAAUAAUAAUAUGUUAGUGGUGGUGGUUCUUAUGAUUAAGACGGAAUUAAAAUUGGGAGAUGGGUUGAAUUUUUUGGAAAUACUUUUAAACUUCGAUAAGUCUUAUAUAAGGGGAUGUAUAACCCAAAAGGCCUUAAGAUAAAUAGAUGGGAGAUUGAAUUUUAAGAAAAACAUAUGUAUAUAUAAUUUUAGAAUAUAAUGAUAGUGGAGGUGGAUCAUAUGAUAGAUAAGGCUAAAUUAAAAUUGGUAAUUGGGUAGAGUUGGAUGAAAGGUUUGGAUAUUACAACAAGGUUACUUAUGGCGGUAAAUAUAAUAUGAAUGGUCUGAAAGAAGGUAGAUGGGAUAUAUAUUUUUGUGAAUCAGAUGAAGAGGAAUAUAAAUAACUGUAACUUAUAGAUAUUCAUAAGGGAAAAUUUACAGCGGUGGUGGAUCUUAUGAUUAUUUAGAAGGCAAUUCAACAAAGAUUGGAAAGUGGGUAGAAUUGGAUGAAGGAUUUUGGGAUUCGAAAAAAGUCAUCUAUGAUGGCGAAUAUAAUAAAAAUGGUAUGAAGGCAGGUAGAUGGGAUAUAAAUUAUUGUAAAUUUAAUGAAAAGGAAUAUAAAUAAAUGUAAUUAAUAUAUUAGAAAAAGAGAAUGUAGUGGUGGUGGAUAAUAUGAUUAAGAAGGCAAUUAGAAGAAGUUUGGAAAUUGGGUAGAAUUGGAUGAAGAGUUUUUCGAUUGGGUUAGAGUCAUUUGGAAAGGUGAAUAUGAUAAAAAUGGUAUGAAGGUGGGUAGAUGGGAUAUAAAUUAUUGUAAAUAUAAUGAAGAGAAAUAUUAAUUAAUGUAAUUAUGUUAUUGGUAUAGGUUUUGAAAAUAUUUAGUGGAGGUGGAUCAUACGUUGAGAAAGAGGGUAAGAUUAAGAUCGGUAUGUGGGGAGAGUUGCAUGAAAAGUUUUUUGACCACAGAUAUUUCGUUUUAUAUGGUGAGUAUAAUACGAAUGGCAUAAAGGUAGGUAGAUGGGAUUUCUUAGAUCUAACCAAUAAUAAUUCAAUAUGGUAAUAUAAUUAAGUGAAUCUCAUAGCGGCUGCGUUAAUUUUGAUGAUGAUGGAAAUGAAAUUUACAGAAGCGAAGAGUAAUUAUUAUUUUUAAAUUAAUAGCUAAGAUAUUAUUUAUGUUGGAUAAUUUAAAAAAGGAGGGAAGAUAGGCAGAUGGGAUAUAAUGUAUAUGCCAUUUGGGGUAGAUCUCAAUACCCCAAUACAGUAUCGUGAGCCAUAUAGAUAAAUGUAAAUUAUAGGUCAAAAUAUAUUGUUUUAGCGGAGGCGGAUAUUAUGAUUAGGGAGAGAUUAAAAUCGGUAGGUGGAAAGAGUUGCAUGAAGUUUCAUAAAAAAUCACUUAUGAGGGUGAAUAUAAUAUGAAGGGCAAGAAGGUCGGAAGAUGGGAUAUUUGUUCCUGGAAGGAUUCGAAGAUGGAGAAAGAAUAGAUGAUGUAAAUAUAUAAUUAUAAAAGGGAAUAUAAAUAAAAAAAAGUGGUGGUGGAUCAUAUGAUUUAGAAGGAACUAAGUUUGGAAAGUGGAUUGAAGUAGAAUAGUGGUCAACAUUUUUAGGGGAAUACAAUAUGAAAGGUCAAAAAAUAGGAGUUUGGGUAGAAUUGGAUAGAAAGAAUAAGAAAACAUCAGAAAAGAAAUAUGAUAAUUGAAAGUUUAAAUAAUACAAUAACAUAUUAUAAGCAGUG
This is a messenger RNA of Paramecium sonneborni, 3700 nucleotides long. NCBI's taxonomy places the organism in Eukaryota, Ciliophora, Oligohymenophorea, Peniculida, Parameciidae. The record is from the annotation of a GenBank genome assembly.